UUUCUUUUUGUUCCCCGAGAGCAACCCACGAUUAGGUUUGUUUUCAUUUUUCUUUUUGUCCAAAGUCCAAACCCUCCUAACAUCCCCCGUUCUGUAACUCUCAUCCAUCGUCACUGAAGAGCCACCAAGUGUUACAAAAGCCGAAGAGAGAGUAUCAUUUAUUCCUUGAUCUCGAACCCUGACACCGACCUCUAAUGGCGUCCAAGUUUGGCUUGGCAGGUGGAAUACCGGAGCGACGGGUCCGGCCCAUUUGGGACGCUAUCGAUUCGCGGCAGUUCAAGAACGCUCUCAAGCACUCCGCCUCGCUUCUUGCCAAAUACCCCAACUCACCCUACGCUCUUGCACUUAAAGCUCUCAUUUUGGAGAGGAUGGGGAAACCUGAGGAAGCACUAUCUGUUUGCUUAAGUGCCAAAGAGCUGUUGUAUAAGAACGACACCUUUUUGAUGGAUGAUCUCACUCUAAGCACACUGCAGAUUGUUUUCCAACGACUUGAUCACUUGGACUUGGCUAGAAGCUGUUAUGAAUAUGCUUGUGGGAAAUCCCCAAACAAUUUGGAACUAAUGAUGGGGCUUUUCAACUGCUAUGUCCGUGAAUACUCAUUCGUGAAGCAGCAACAGACAGCUAUCAAAAUGUAUAAGCUUGUUGGUGAAGAAAGAUUUUUGCUCUGGGCUGUUUGUAGCAUUCAAUUACAGGUGUUUUGUGGUAAUGGUGGAGAGAAGUUAUUACUCUUAGCUGAAGGUUUACUCAAGAAGCAUGUUGCCUCCCAUAGCUUGCAUGAACCUGAAGCUCUUAUUGUCUACAUUUCUGUACUUGAGCAGCAAGCUAAGUAUGGUGAUGCUUUAGAAAUUCUCUCUGGGAAAUUAGGAUCACUUUUUGUGAUUGAUGUUGAUAGGCUGCGCAUACAGGGGAGGCUUCUUGCUCGGGCAGGUGACUACUCUGAUGCUGCCAAUAUAUUUCAGAAAAUCCUAGAAUUGAGCCCUGAUGAUUGGGAGUGUUUCCUACAUUAUUUAGGCUGUUUGCUGGAGGAUGAUACCAACUGGUGUAAUGGGGUCCCCAAUGAUCCAAUUCUUCCAUCAAAACACAUGGAUUGCAAGCUUUCACACUUAAAAGAAGAAGUGUUUGAUUCUCGUAUGUCAGAUGCAUCAGAAUUUGUACAAAAGUUACAGGCAGGCACCAGUGACAAUACUUUAAGGUGUCCGUACUUGGCAAACCUUGAAGUUGAAAGGAGGAAGCACCUAUAUGGAAAGGGGGAUGAUGACAAGCUAAUGGAUGCUUUGAUGCAAUAUUUUUUCAGGUUUGGUCACUUGGCCUGCUUCACUUCUGAUGUAGAGGUGUUUCUUGAAGUCUUGACUACUGAUAAGAAAACAGAGUUUUUGGAGAAGCUAAAGAAAGGCUCCGAGUCCCUUUCAACAGUGCCAACUAAAGUGCUUGGGCAGUCGAUUACUAUCUUAAAGGUUCAAGAAGUAGUUGGCAAGAUGUACAAGCUCUCGAAGAGUGAACUCGAGGGCUCUGCUGUUCAGAUGGUGGAGUUGUACUGUAGAAACCUUCCACUUUCAAAGGACUUGGAUCCACAAGAGAACAUGCAUGGGGAAGAGUUACUAUCUAUGGCAUGCAAUGUGUUGGUUCAGUUAUUCUGGCGUACCAGGCAUCUUGGCUAUUUUAUAGAGGCAAUUAUGAUUUUGGAGUUUGGCUUGACCAUCCGAAGAUAUGUAUGGCAGUACAAGAUCUUACUGUUGCACUUAUAUUCUCUCGUGGGUGCCCUUUCAUCAGCGUAUGAAUGUUAUAAAUCUCUGGAUGCAAAGAAUAUCUUGAUGGAAACUGUUUCACACCACAUUUUACCCCAGAUGUUGGUAUCUCCCCUUUGGGUGGAUUUAAAUAAUUUGCUAAAAGACUAUCUCAAGUUUAUGGAUGACCACUUCAGAGAAUCUGCUGAUCUUACAUUUCUUGCAUAUCGCCAUAGAAAUUACUCAAAAGUAAUCGAAUUUGUGCAGUUUAAAGAACAAUUGCAACACUCUAAUCAGUAUUUAGUGGCAAGGGUUGAAGCACCCAUCCUGCAUUUAAAGCAGAAUGCUGAUAACAUUGAAGAGGAAGAGCGUGUUCUUGAAAGCUUGAAAUUCGGGAUCCAAUUUAUUGAGCUCUCCAAUGAGAUUGGAUCCAAGUCUUUAACCUUCAAUGAAGACUUGCAGUCACGGCCUUGGUGGACGCCAACUUCAGAAAAAAAUUAUCUUUUAGGUCCAUUUGAAGGAAUAUCUUUCUUUCCCAGAGAAAACAUGACAAAAGAACGUGAAGCAAAUGUACUGAGAGUUAUUGAGAGGAAAUCUCUUCUUCCUCGAAUGAUUUACCUGUCUAUUCGAAGUGCUUCUGCAUUACUAAAGGAGAAUUUUGAAGUGAAUGGUUCUCUAUCUGACCCUAAGAUUUCCUCAGAACUGAAGUUUCUGCUUGAACGCUAUGCUAAACUGUUGGGAUUUUCUUUAAGUGACUCAAUAGAAGUAGUUCUGGGGGUGUCUAGUGGCGUAAAACCUUCUUCGACUAUUGAUUCGGAUUUGAUCGACUGGUUGAAUUUUGCCGUGUUUUUAAAUGCAUGGAACUUGAGUUCCCAUGAACUAGCACAGCCAGAUUUAGAUGGGUACAAGGCUGGUAGUUGGCACAUCGUGGAUUCCCUGCUGAAGAAGUAUAUUUCAGAGAAGGUCAGAUCUAUGGAUCCUCUAAUCUGCUCUCCCUGGGUUGAUCUUCCAAUUUUGGUGCAAUUGGUUUCAGAGCCAUUGGCUUGGCAUGGUCUUGUACUCCAGUCUCGUGUCCGGUCAUCUCUUCCAUCUGGAAAGAGGAAGAAGAAAGGUGGUCCAGAUUCUACCUCUCCCCCGUUCCAUGCAAUUCGAGAAUCAAUCCAAUCUUCAUGUGGUGCAAUAGAAGAUGUUAUGAAAUGGUUAAGAGAACAGAUAAACAGGCCAGAGGAUGAAAAUUUGGAAACUACACUCUCCUUUCUUCAGGGUAAAGGACAGAAUGAGGGCCCUGGUCAGGUUUUUAAGAUCGUAGAAACUUUUUCAUCAUCCAUAAAUGACACACAGCUUGGCGACUGGAUCUCCCAAGCAGUAAAGUGUUGGAGUCCUGUUGAUGUUGCAAGGAAAAUAGUAACUGGGAAGUGUACAGUACUAUCAGAGUUUCUCCAAAUGUGCGAAUCAAAAAUGAAGUUACUACAGGCAUUAAAACAGCAGAUUGCUCAAGUCUGAAGUUUGAUUACUAAGGGACUGGUGGUACUGCCGUUUCAUGGGUUUGCCUUUGAUCAUUGGCACUUCGCUUCUAUCUUGGGUGCCUUCAUCAUCUCCAACAUUUCAAUAUCGUCCUACCGCAAGGUUGGUGUGUGAUGGGUUGAACUGGUAUGACAGUGUACGCGGAAUAAACUGGCAAUUCUUUUUCCUUUUUUCCGUUACAUCUGUAGCAGAUUUUGUUUUGUAUUUCUAAACCUAAUUUGUUUGGCAGUGUAUCAUCCAUUUUUAAUGGUACUUCACAUCGCAGUUUUGUUUUUCGAUGAAAAAUAUUGCAUAGUAUUGUAAUAUACUUUCAUAAUAUAGCAGAAUCACUAGACGGUUUA
Molecule: messenger RNA, 3589 nt
Organism: Carya illinoinensis
Lineage: Eukaryota; Viridiplantae; Streptophyta; Magnoliopsida; Fagales; Juglandaceae
Product: N-terminal acetyltransferase B complex auxiliary subunit NAA25
Exons: 19
Coding region: 195-3227 (1010 amino acids)
Biological process (GO): N-terminal peptidyl-methionine acetylation
Cellular component (GO): NatB complex; cytoplasm
Molecular function (GO): protein binding; protein-N-terminal amino-acid acetyltransferase activity
Source: RefSeq, a predicted model, not a curated record